GCUUUGGGGAAUACAAACAGCAGCAACAACUCUCAUAUUAAUUCUCCCUACGGGAGAGUGAGGGAGAGAGAGAGAGAGAGAGAGAGAGAGAGUAGUCCUGCAACAAAAAACUGUACAGAAAUGGGCAGAAGUCCUCGGUGUUCAAAAGACGGAUUAAACAAAGGAGCAUGGACUGCACUUGAAGACGAAAUGCUCGUGGAUUAUGUCAAGAGCCACGGCGAAGGGAAAUGGAGUAAUCUUGCCAAAGAAACAGGGCUCAAGAGAUGUGGCAAGAGCUGCAGGCUUCGUUGGAUGAAUUACCUGAGACCAGAUAUAAAGAGGGGGAACAUUUCUGAAGACGAAGAAGAAUUAAUCAUCAGGCUACACAAGCUCUUGGGCAACAGAUGGUCUCUAAUAGCAGGGAGACUUCCGGGAAGAACAGACAAUGAAAUUAAGAAUUACUGGAACUCCUAUUUAGCCAAGAAGUCAAAGGAUCAGUUCCCAUUAGCCAAGCCUACAGCUGAAAAAAAGCCAAUGAUUGGACUUCACGGUGACAACAAGGUGGCAGUGGAACCAUUGACGUCGGACAAUAAGUUGGUUAAGAUUAACAAGUCCUCACCAUCAGAAUCAAGUGCUGGGUCACCGCUAUCGACAGCCAGGGAAGAGAAAACAGCGGACUUCAUGUUGGACCUGAGCUCAGAGGAUUUAUGCAGAAUGCUUGACUUCGAUUUUGCAAAACCCAGUGAUGUUGAUCAUGAGAUAAACGAGUUGAAUCAGCCUCUUCUACCGUCGGAGGGAAUGGAAAGCAAUCACUCUGGCAGCGACUUAUGUGGUCAAGCUAAUAACAUGAGUUCGGAUUUCCGAUCAUUGUUUCUAGAAUCAGAUGAUGGUUGGUUAGGAGAUAAUAUAGAUAUUCUGUUCUCGGACUGACUAAGUUGGUUACACCUAAAUUUGACUCUGCAAGGUCAAUAUUAUUGCAGCAUUUGUCAAAGCUUAAAUUAUUCCAGCAGCUUAGAAGAAGAUUGACCCUACGUACGUACAUUUUAGUUGAGAUUUUGGAUUUAAAUAUUGCAUUCAGUGAAUAAUAAUUAAGCUGCCUAUAUUGGGCCAAAUUUCACAUGGUUAUCUUUCACCUUGUCACUGUUAAAUUCCAAUGUAUCAACC
Messenger RNA from Alnus glutinosa, 1143 nucleotides. Its product is annotated as transcription factor MYB1-like. Lineage: Eukaryota; Viridiplantae; Streptophyta; Magnoliopsida; Fagales; Betulaceae. The record is from RefSeq and is a predicted model, not a curated record. The coding region runs from base 121 to 909 and encodes 262 amino acids. The transcript has 3 exons.